AUGUCCUCCCAAUCCGACGCUUUGGACAACAUCUUCCAGCGUCUCGCCAGCAGGAGCGAAGAUGUCCGUAUUCAAGCUGGACAAGAACUUCGUGAUCAUGUAACAUCAUAUACGCAGGAAUACCCAGGACAUGAUGGCAUGAAAGGAGUAUGGGCAGAAGUAUUCCAUAAAACGUUUGAUUUCACAAGAAGUAAUAAUCAAUUUGAGAGAUUGGGUGCCAUAGUAGCUAUAGAUCAUUUGCUGGAUCUAACGAAUGAUGACACACCGGAUAGAGCACAGCAGAAGGUGCUCAGAUUAUACGAAUACUUGAGACCACUUACAACAUGUUCCGACUCAACGGUGAUGAUGGCCGCCGCCCAUGUAAUAGGUGAUAUGGUCCGUUCCGCUCCUGCAUUGCAUAAUGAAGCGUUUCUGUUGAAAGAAGUGGGACAAGCAUUAACUAUGCUAGAAGACUCAAGACAGGAAGUUGGAAGAUUCAGUGGUGUGUUGUUGCUUCAUGCCUUUGCAGUCAAUGCUCCUGCAGUAUUCCAGCAAUGGGUACCGAAAGUAUUAGAGAAGAUCUGGAUACCCCUGAGAGAUUCAAGGACUAUGGUACGAGAAAGAGCAUCUAAACUUCUUUCAGCAUGUCUGGAUAUCAUCAAAGCUCGAGAGAAAUCGCCUACGGAAACAUAUAAGAAGAUUUUCGAAGAAGCUAGAUCGGGUCUGGUGAAAGCAAAUUCUUCGGAUGCAGUUUUAGGAUCAUUGUUGUCUUUUGGUGCGAUGCUACAAAAUCAACAGUUGUCAAUGGCGGAAUAUUAUCGAUCGAUAUGCGAGCUUACCCUGAAGUACAGAGACAGUAAAGAAGUGGUCAUCCGAAAAGCGGUCAUCGCACUUAUACCGUCAAUGGCGACGUAUGAUAGCGACGAGUUUGAAGCCCUCUACUUGCAUAGGAGUAUGGCAUAUCUUUUACAGGCUCUAGGGAAACCAACGGAUAGAGAUAUUGCAUAUGUUGCACUGGGACACAUGGCUGUUCAACUGGGGUCAAAAAUGAGACCUUUCAUCGAUGACAUAACGAAGAUCAUCAGGGAGCAUCUACGUAUGAGAGGGAAGAAAAACGCUCCGUUCGAAGCACCAAUCUUCCAAUGCCUUGCUAUGCUGACCACUUCGGUCGGACCAAUGCUCACCCGACAAAUGCACGAUGUCCUAGAUCUAAUGUUUCCUUGGGGAUUAAGCGAAGCUCUAUUCCACGCUUUGGAGGUGAUUGCUAGUCAUAUACCGCCAUUAUUGCGGACAAUUCAAGAACGGCUACUCGAUACUCUAUCAAUGAUCUUGACUGGCCAUGCAUAUCGACCUCUAGGCGCACCAGCCCCAAGAGCUGGUGUCCAAAGGGAUUUAAACUUACUUCAAAAUUCGGCAGGAGGGCAAUCACCGGAGACUUUGACUUUAGCUCUGAAGGUAUUGGGAACAUUUGACUUUAGCGGCCAUACGCUCAACGAAUUUGUUCGAGAUGCCGCUUUGCCGUAUCUCGAGCACGACAGCGCUGAAGUCCGGAAGGAAGCUGUACUGGCUUCAACUCAGUUGUUUAUCAAUGAUCCUAUCUGUCAUCAAGCCAGUAGUCAUUCGAUAGAGAUAGUCAGCGACGUGCUAGAAAAGCUUUUGACUGUCGGCAUCACCGAUCCCAAUCCAUUAAUACGAAGGACUGUACUGGAAAACCUGGAUGAGAAAUUUGACCGACAUCUUGCUCAAGCUGAGGACAUUAGAUGCCUGUUUAUUGCGCUCAACGACGAAGUCUUCCAUAAUCGAGAAUUAGCAAUUGGCAUCAUUGGUAGACUGGCUCAACACAAUCCAGCUUAUGUUAUGCCUCCUUUACGAAAGAGUCUGAUCAAUCUAGUCACUGAGCUGGAGUAUUCAACCAAUGCAAAACAAAAAGAAGAAUCUGCAAAAUUACUCGAACUCCUGAUUGGAGCUGCAGCGGGUCUUGUCAAAUCAUACGCACCGACAAUCCUCUCAGUUCUACUACGUACAGCAAGCUCAUCUGAAACAUCAAUCGCCGUACAAGCGCACUGUGUGAUGUGCAUUGGCGAACUUGCUAGAGUAGCAGGAGAAGAGCUCGUACCGAAUGUUCAGACGAUAUUGACUCUGGUGAUUGACAUGCUAAAUGAUCAGUCUUCCACGUUGAAACGAGACGCAGCCUUAAAAACUCUUGGUCAAGUCGUGUCCAAUACUGGAGAAGUCAUCAAGCCAUACGUUGAUCAUCCUCAACUACUAGGUAUACUGUUCAGAUUCUUAAGAACAGAGACUAGUCAAGCGAUCAGAUUAGAGACAAUUAGAACUAUGGGUAUGUUAGGUGCUCUGGACCCAUUCAAACAUAAAUUACUGCAUGGGGGUGCGGACGACCCAAAUACCGAGAAUGCGUCUUCGAGAAUGAACGACAUAGUCCUCCUUAACCAACAUAACGGAUCAGUGAAUGAAGAGUUUUUCCAAACCGUUGUUAUCCAUUCUUUGGUGAAUGUACUGCACGAUCCAACUUACAAAGACCACUAUGAAGCUGUCGAUGCCAUCAUGAUGAUCUUCAGGACUCAAAGAUUGAGAUGUGUAAACUUCUUGCCUCAGAUCGUCCCUGCUUUCCUCAAUGUUAUCCGCAUAGCUCAUUCUUCCCGGACUGAAUUGUAUCUCAAACAACUCGCUCAAUUCAUCACUAUUGUCAAGCAACAUAUACGAAAUUACCUGAAUGACGUGUUUGACUUGAUCCAUGAAUUCUGGAAUCCAAAUUCGACCCUACAAAUCACCAUCAUCUCUUUAGUGGAAUCAAUCGCUCGAGCAGUAGAAGGAGAAUUCAAAGCCUACCUACCUAAACUCUUGCAGCAAAUCCUGCGAUCUUUCGACGGUGAAUUAACGGCAAAGCAUUUACCUGAAUUACGAUUGAAUACACUCUUACAUAUUCUUCGAGCCUUCUACGUAUUUGGAUCCAGUAUAGAAGAUUAUCUGCAUUUAGUCUUACCAGUCAUUGUAAGAUCGUUCGAAAACCCCUUAGCACCUGACUCACUCCGAAAAGCAGCUCUCAGAACAACAGGACAAUUGUGUCGGAAAGUCAAUUUCUCAGAUCAUGCGAGUCAAAUCAUACAUCCUUUAGUUAGAACACUAGGUAAUAGUUCCGAAGAGUUGAGAAGUACCGCGAUGGAUACUUUAUGUGUUUUGGUUUUACAAUUCGGUCCAGAUUACGCUAUCUUCAUUCCUAUGGUAAAUAAGGCAUUGGUAGAAAACAAAAUUGUCCAUUCUGGAUACGAGCAGUUGAUCACUAAACUGUUGAAUCGAGAAAGGUUACCUCCUGAUUUAGGCCCUGUUGAAAGAUUCGCCAAUGAUAUAUCAAGCGAAGCUUUAGCACCGGCUGAACAAAUGCAGUUGAAAGUCAAUCAACAAGCAUUAAAACUAGCAUGGGAUUGUUCGCAUAUCACGAACAAAAUAGAAUGGUUGACUUGGAUCACAGGACUAGGUCAUGAGAUGAUGAGAGAAUCCCCAAGUCAAGCUAUAAGAGCUGCUAGAACAUUAGCUUUGAGUAGUUUGACUUUCAGCAAAGAACUAUUCAAUGUGGCGUUUUAUAGUUGUUGGCAGGAGUUAUUCGAGAGUUAUCAGGAGGAUCUCUGGCAUAAUCUUGAGCUAGCAAUCACGAAUCCCAGUGUUCCACCAGACGUGGUCAGUAUCAUUCUCGGUGCCACCCAAUUCUUGGAGCACGAUGAGAAAGAAGUGUCGAUAGAAAGUAGAGUACUGGGAGACUAUGCUGCCGCAUUCCACGCCUACGCGAUUGCGCUUCACUACAAAGAACAAGAAUUUUUCCUGGAUCCUUCGACAGCUGUCGUCGAAGAUCUCAUCGGUAUCAACCAGAAGCUACAACAAUCUGAUGCAGCAUGGGGAACGCUCGAAUGGGCCCAAGGUCACAUGGAAAUGACUCAUGAUGUCAUGUGGUAUGAGAAAUUAGGCCGAUGGGAAGAAGCUUUACAAGUUUGGAAUGAAAGGUCCGAAGAUCCGGAUUCCACUUAUGAUGAAUCCGCAGUGGCAUUGGGUAAAUUACAAUGUUUACAUGCUUUAGGAGAAUGGGAAGAACUAUCCGACUUUGUCCAAAUCAGAUGGGCAAAUUCGACUCAAGAUGAAAAGAAAUUGAUGGCUCCCUUAGCGGCGGCAGCAAGUUGGUCACUUCGACAAUGGGAUUUAAUGGAUGACUACAUAGCAGCGAUGAAGAACGACUCUGCAGAUAGGAACUUUUUCAAAGCUAUCUUAGCUGUUCAUAGAAAUCAAUUUAGCUCUGCGAUUAGACAUAUCACAAAAGCGAGAGAAAGAUUAGAUGGUGAAUUGACUAGUCUGACAGGUGAAAGCUACGGUAGAGCAUAUGACGUCGUUGUUCGUGUACAAAUGCUUUCUGAACUUGAGGAAAUCAUUUCAUACAAAGAUCAUGCAGAUGAACCAGAGCGACAGGCUACUCAACGGAAGACUUGGCAAACCAGGCUCGAAGGCACACAACGUGAUGUGGAAGUAUGGCAACGUAUCCUUCAAGUCCGAUCACUUGUUCUUACUCCAAACGAGGAUAUGGACACCUGGAUUCAUUUUGCCGAUUUGUGUCGAACUUCAGAUCGACUUAACCUCGCAGAGAAGACUUUGACAUCUUUAGUAGGAUUCCCAUACCCAAGUAUGGAUCCAGAAAGUCGAGCUCGAGCCCCCCCACCAAUUAUCUUCGCAUACCUCCGUAUGGCAUGGGCUAAAAAUCUUCAAUCAGGUAACAAAGAGGAGCGGCUGGAGACCCUUCAACACCUGCGUGAUUUUACCGACCAACUUUCUGCCGAUGUUGGACUAGGCGCACGAGACCAGUACAAUAAACUGAUGUUACCCGACGCCAAGCUUUAUGGUGAAUAUACCAAGUUAUUAGCUAGAUGUCAUGUUGAAUUAGGUCAAUGGCAGGCUGCUCUGAGAGAAUCUCAAGCUACUUCUGAUCCCUCAGGAAUCUUGCAUGACUAUUCAUUAGCAACAGAAUUAGAUCCAGAAUGGUAUCAAGCAUGGCAUACAUGGGCAUUGGCUAAUUUCGAAGUUAUAACGCAACUGGAAGUUUCUCAAGCUGGAUUAUCAUCUGCUCAUUUCACUUCUUAUAUCAUCCCGGCCGUCGAAGGCUUUUUAAGAUCGAUAGCUUUAUCUCCCGGAAAUUCAUUGCAAGACACAUUGCGUUUAUUGACACUUUGGUUCACAUAUGGAUAUCAACAUGGGGUCAGCACAGCUAUCAAUCUAGGCAUUCAUACAGUCAAUAUAGAUGUGUGGUUGGAAGUUAUACCUCAAAUCAUCGCUCGUAUUCAUACACCUAGACAAGCAAUUCAACAACUAAUCGUUCGUCUCUUGCAUGAUAUCGGUAAAGCCCAUCCUCAAGCCUUAAUCUACCCUUUGACGGUUGCAAGUAAAUCAAAUGUUCCUUCGAGAAGAGCAGUGGCGCAGGGUAUAACAGCUAAGAUGAGAGAGCAUUCAGCGAAUAUCGUUGAUCAGGCUGAGUUAGUCAGUAAUGAGCUUAUCCGAGCAGCUAUCUUAUGGCAUGAAAUGUGGUAUGAUGGUCUGGAAGAAGCCUCGAAACACUACUUCGCGGACAAUGAUAUCCCUGGGAUGUUUGCAGUCUUGGAACCAUUACACGAGAUGGUGGAAAGAGGACCUGAAACAUUACGAGAAACAUCUUUUGUGCAAUCUUUCGCACACGAUCUGCGUAUAGCGCGAGAUCACCUCCGAAGAUACAAAGUUCACGGUGAUUUGACCGAAAUCCAACAAGCCUGGGACGUUUACUAUUCUAUCUUCCAACGACUUGGUAAACAGCUCAAGUUACUGAAUGUUAUCGAGUUACAAUAUGUCUCCCCUAAACUUAUGGCUGUCAGAGAUCUUGACAUUGCCGUUCCAGGUACUUACCAAAGUGGUAAACCCGUUAUCGGAAUCAAGAGUGCCAUACCGACUCUCAAGGUCAUCUCGUCCAAGCAGAAACCAAGACAGUUCAGUCUGCGUGGACGGGAUGGCAAGGAAUACACUUAUUUAUUGAAAGGACAUGAGGACCUGAGACAAGAUGAAAGAGUUAUGCAACUCUUUGGCCUGGUCAAUACUCUGCUCAACGCCGAUCAAGAAAGUGCGCGACGACAUCUCAGCAUACAAGGAUUCUCAGUUACUCCCCUUUCACCUUCUGCGGGUCUGUUAGGUUGGGUCCCUCACAGUGAUACCAUCCACGUGUUGAUCAAGCAAUACAGAGAUCAAAGGAAGAUAUUGGUUGACAUCGAGCAUAAACUCAUGCAGCAGAUGUCAGAUGAAAGUUAUGAUUCUUUACCUCUACUAAAUAAGGUAGAAAUAUUCCAAUACGCUUUAGAUAAUACAACAGGACAGGAUCUGUACAGGAUAUUAUGGUUGAAAUCUAGAAACUCAGACGUUUGGUUGGAAAGAAGAACAACUUAUACCAGAAGUUUAGGAUUGAACAGCAUGGUUGGAUAUAUCCUAGGGUUAGGUGAUAGGCAUCCUUCAAAUCUAUUGUUAGAUCAGAACACUGGAAAGAUUGUACACAUCGAUUUCGGUGACUGUUUCGAGGUUGCUCAACAGCGUGAUAAGUACCCUGAAAAGGUACCGUUCCGACUUACCAGGAUGCUCAUUCAUGCCAUGGAGGUAUGCGGGAUAACAGGAACGUUCUCUCGAUCGUGCGAAGUAUCAAUGGAAGUCUUGAGGGAAAACAGAGAAUCAUUGAUGGCUGUGCUAGAAGCUUUCGUGUAUGAUCCACUGAUUGCAUGGAGACUGAAUGCUACGGAUAAAAGGCCAGGUGGUGUACCUGAAGGAGAAGACUUGGAUGACCCAGCAGCGUAUGCUAAACAAAGAAAGAGUAAAGUGAAUGAAACGGAGAUUUUGAAUGAAGCAGAAAGAGCAGAAGUCAAGAACGAUAAAGCAUUACAAGUCAUAGAAAGAGUUCGACGUAAAUUAGCAGGCAGAGAUUUCAAACCCGAUAUAGUAUUGGACGUCAAAGAACAAGUUGAGAAAUUGGUUGAAGAAGCUACCAAAGUCGAGAACUUAUGUGUGGCUUUCUUGGGAUGGUGCUCGUUCUGGUAA
Messenger RNA from Kwoniella shivajii, 7077 nucleotides. RefSeq lists its product as uncharacterized. Gene Ontology annotation, molecular function: protein binding; protein serine/threonine kinase activity; protein-containing complex binding. NCBI's taxonomy places the organism in Eukaryota, Fungi, Basidiomycota, Tremellomycetes, Tremellales, Cryptococcaceae. The transcript is spliced from 36 exons. Bases 1 to 7077 code for a protein of 2358 amino acids. The record is from RefSeq and is a predicted model, not a curated record. Gene Ontology annotation, biological process: protein phosphorylation; TOR signaling; negative regulation of macroautophagy. Gene Ontology annotation, cellular component: TORC1 complex; TORC2 complex; nucleus.